AUGGCCGCUGAAGUACAACUCCUACAGCCUUUGAAGCUGCCAAAGGGUCCCUCGACUCUCACGUCGGAGCAAAACUACUGGAACUCGUUCGCCUCAGAGCUGCGCCUCGACCCGUCGCAGCAUUCGUCGCCCGUAACCCAUAUCUCGAUACCGCCUUCUCAGCCCGCAAAUGCGCUGUCUGCCGCCCAGGAUCUUUUCGCCGUGACGACUGGAUCCCGUGUUCAGAUCUUCUCCUCUAAGAGCCGAAAGGUCGUCAAGACGAUAUCGCGCUUCGGCGUCGACGACAUUGCGCAUUCGGGAAACAUACGGCGCGAUGGCAGGAUCUUGGUCGCAGGAGGCGACACUGGUGUCAUACAGGCCUUUGAUGUGAAGAGUAGGGCGAUUUUGAAGACAUGGAAGGAACACAAGCAGCCUGUCUGGGUGACACAGUGGAAUCCAACCGACCUCACGGGUUUGAUGAGUUGUUCCGACGAUAGGACUGUGCGACUAUGGGAUCUGCCGAGUGAGAAGAGUGUGAUGAAGUUUGAUGGGCAUCAGGAUUACGUGCGCAGCGGUACAUUCAUGCCUGCGCAGAGUGGGCUACUUGUCUCCGGAAGUUACGAUCAAACGGUACGACUCUGGGAUUCGCGAGUGGGCGGAAAGGCGGUCAUGGUAUUCAAGCAUGCCGCGCCCGUCGAGACCGUUCUACCCAUGCCCUCUGGUACUGCUGUCCUCGCAGCAGCCGACAACGUGAUCAGCGUGCUCGACAUUGUAGCUGCGAAGCCGAUUCAAAUGUUGCGCAACCACCAGAAGACGGUUACCGCGCUCUCGUUGGCGAACAAUGGCGAGCGUCUUCUCUCUGGUGCCCUUGAUGGCCAUGUCAAAGUUUUCGAAACAACUGGCUGGAAUAUAGUGGGAGGAAUGAAGUACCCCUCUCCCGUUCUGUCGCUUAGCGUUAUUCCGAACCAGAAGGAGGAUCGGCACAUCGCCGUGGGCAUGCAGUCUGGCCUGCUCUCAAUCAAGACCCAUCUCUCAGGCGAGCAGAAGGUGCAGGUUCGUGAAAGGGAGAAGGAAAUGAAAGCUCUCAUGGAGGGCAAGAUUGAGGAGUACGACAGGAGCAAGAAGCGGAAGCGCGGGAAGGGCUGGGAAAAGCGCAUACGAGGCAAAGACUUCACAGGCGAAAGCGCAGAUAUAGUCAUUGAAGGCAAUGCGCGGGGAAAGAUUACUGCUGGACAGCCUUGGGCGCAUGCAUUACGAAAGGGCAUGUAUUCGCAGGCGUUGGACAUGGUACUUGAAUCAAAGGAUGCGAACGCGCGCAGUCAGUCUCUCACGCUCCUGACCGCUCUACGUCACCGCUCUACUCUUCGCACCGCCCUUAGCAAUCGCGACUCGGUAACACUCCAGCCCAUUCUCCGCUGGUGCAUAAAGAACAUAUCCGACUAUCGUAUCACACGUCUGACGACAGACGUUGCCUUGGUAGUACUGGAUCUUUAUGCCGACCAACUAGGCAGAAGCGAAGAGGUCGACGAUCUGAUCAUGGCGCUUAUGCAACGUGUCAAAGUGACAGUUGAAGCAAGUCAAGAUGCUUGGAAAGUGAGGGGUAUGUUGGAUAUGCUCGUCAGCAGUGUGGGCGCAACAGAGGGUGUGGAAGCAUGA
This is a messenger RNA of Alternaria burnsii, 1635 nucleotides long. Its product is annotated as u3 small nucleolar rna-associated protein 15-like. Gene Ontology annotation, molecular function: protein binding. The transcript has 2 exons. The coding region runs from base 1 to 1635 and encodes 544 amino acids. Gene Ontology annotation, cellular component: nucleolus. Gene Ontology annotation, biological process: rRNA processing; positive regulation of transcription by RNA polymerase I. The record is from RefSeq and is a predicted model, not a curated record. NCBI's taxonomy places the organism in Eukaryota, Fungi, Ascomycota, Dothideomycetes, Pleosporales, Pleosporaceae.